AUGAUGACCAAGACUCUGGAAGCAGAUAACAGGACAGCAACAACACAUUUCAUUCUUCUGGGAUUUCCAACACGACCAGCCUUCCAGCUUCUUCUCUUCUCUGUUUUCCUGGCAACCUACCUGUUGACACUGCUUGAGAACCUUCUAAUCAUCAUAGCCAUUCGAAGUGACGGGCAGUUGCACAAGCCCAUGUAUUUCUUUCUGAGCCACCUCUCUUUCCUGGAGAUGUGGUAUGUCACAGUCAUCAGCCCCAGGAUGCUGGUAGACUUCCUCAGCCAUGAUAAAAGCAUUUCCUUCAAUGGCUGCAUGACUCAACUUUACUUCUUUGUAACCUUUGUCUGCACUGAGUACAUCCUUCUUGCUGUCAUGGCCUUUGACCGCUAUGUAGCCAUUUGUAACCCACUACGUUACCCAGUUAUCAUGAACAAUCAACUUUGUGGUACAAUGGCUGGAGGAUGCUGGUUCUGUGGACUUGUGACUGCCAUGAUAAAGAUGCUUUUCAUAGCCCGACUUCACUACUGUGGCACACCCAAUAUCAAUCACUACUUUUGUGAUAUCUCUCCACUCCUCAACGUCUCCUGUGAGGACUCCUCACAGGCUGAGCUGGUGGACUUCUUCUUGGCCCUUAUGGUCAUUGCUGUUCCACUUUGUGUAGUGGUCACUUCAUAUGUCACCAUCCUCACCACCAUUCUCAAGAUCCCGUCUUCUCAAGGCCGUCAAAAGGCAUUCUCCACCUGUGCAUCCCACCUGACAGUGGUGAGUCUCUUCUACUCCACAACCCUUUUCACCUAUGCCCGCCCCAAGCUCAUGUAUGCCUACAAUUCCAACAAAAUGGUAUCUGUUCUCUACACCGUCGUCGUUCCACUCCUCAACCCCAUCAUUUACUGUCUGAGGAACCGUGAAGUAAAAGCAUCUCUAAAAAAGACUAUACUCUGCCAUGGAAUUGGGCCUAGGGGAGAUGAGACUGUCAGUAGUUAA
Messenger RNA from Lepus europaeus (European hare), 978 nucleotides. RefSeq names its product olfactory receptor 6Y1. The coding region runs from base 1 to 978 and encodes 325 amino acids. The transcript has a single exon. Lineage: Eukaryota; Metazoa; Chordata; Mammalia; Lagomorpha; Leporidae. Gene Ontology annotation, molecular function: olfactory receptor activity; G protein-coupled receptor activity. Gene Ontology annotation, biological process: G protein-coupled receptor signaling pathway. Gene Ontology annotation, cellular component: membrane. The record is from RefSeq and is a predicted model, not a curated record.